Molecule: messenger RNA, 1809 nt
Organism: Australozyma saopauloensis
Lineage: Eukaryota; Fungi; Ascomycota; Pichiomycetes; Serinales; Metschnikowiaceae
Gene: BFA1
Product: Bfa1p
Exons: 1
Coding region: 1-1809 (602 amino acids)
Biological process (GO): mitotic spindle orientation checkpoint signaling; regulation of Ras protein signal transduction
Cellular component (GO): SIN/MEN two-component GAP complex; mitotic spindle pole body
Molecular function (GO): GTPase activator activity
Source: RefSeq, a predicted model, not a curated record
AUGGAGUCGGCGAGGUCUAAGCUAUCACGAUUUCUGAAGUGGGAAGAACUGGACGGCGACGAAAACUAUGACGACAUCGCAAUUCCAGGCCCUCACGGAAAAAGAGCCCUUACAUCUUCUGCAUCUAUUCCACGAAUGAGUUCUAUGAACCUUCUACCAGAGAACCUAGAAACGCUACGUAUUUCGCCACGAAAAUCUGGCCUCUCCCCACCGGCGUUCCAGCUCAAUCACAAAUCGAACCACCUCGGCUCCUUGGGUCGCUUUGCAGAGUCCGAGGAAGAAGAUUACAACUUCGAAGAUGAUAUCGGCCCGCAGACAUUCACCCGCGAGAAUCUACACAAGCCAACUGAAAAUUACGGAUAUCUGCCUGCAUCUUUCGAAAGUCUUUCGCCUGCGCUUGCAAGGAUAGCCAGUGCAGAUGAGGACGAAGAUACAGACGUCACUAGAAUAAACGAGGACGGCUUUGAGGGAGUAGAAAACAUAUUCGGAAAAGACGAGAGUGGUAUUCUUGAGACAAGCACAAAUGAAUAUGUGUCGCCGCGACGUUUCGACGCCAACAGGGCCAAAGAAGCUUUGGCUAGACAGGAACAAGAGAGACAGAGAGCUGCAGAAGCAGAGAACCAAGAGUGGUUGCUAAGACAUCAAAGAAAGUACGAAGAUGCGCUCCGAACUCUCACACGCAAGGACCUGCAAAGAUAUGCCAAAGCUGUUUCCAAAAAGCCAUCGAUGCGAAUGAAUGUCAGGUAUGAAGAGGAUGAAGCCUUUCAGGAUGGAUUUGAGGAGUUUCCACCAGAUAUACUCAGCUCUGAAAACCUCAGUCAAUUCAAAUCGUAUCCUCAGGAGAUCAGACCAAGUUUGUCGUAUAAAGCUAGCAUGCCUUCGUUUCAACACUCUCGCACUGCUGUGCCAACAAAACCAAGAAAGUCAAGGUCUAAUAUGGAUUUCGCGUCAACUCAUGGUAACCAAAACACAAAAAGAUACAACGAGAGAAUUAAUUCUGCUACUCACAGGUUUCAAGGCUUGAACAAAGUCAGUCAAAGCAGCGAAAACCAAGAAAGAGAUCUAUAUCUCCAGAAAAGGAAAAGGGCAAAGGAGCUUCUUCGCAAGUAUCUGGAGGCUCCCGAUGAUCAAUUCGAAGUCCGCACUAGCCCUAGCAAGCAUGUUAGCCUAUCAAGAAAGAAACAUCAGAGAAAUCCUGGAAUCGUCAAGAAUCUCAAUCGUAGAUCCACAGAUCCAGGCGGGUUUGGCGAAAUGAGAUAUAAUCCCGUUGCUGUGACUUGGGAAGGAAAUGAGCACGAUCUCCUUCGAUUUGAGGAUGAUGCGUACGACGCAAUGAAAACAAGGGAACCAAGCCUCAUUAAAUCAAGAGAUUUUCUUCCACAGAAAGAGAGAAUUGGAAAUAUGGUUUAUGACGCAGAGAACCUCCGAUGGAUAAACCUAGAUGCUGAAACUGAGGACGGACUCAAAGAUCUUCCUGAUCUUGUCCCUAAUGACAUGCCGCAAUAUGUUCUUCCAAGAUCAACCUCUAAGAGGCUGUUGGGGGCUCGUGGAGUCAGUGUUUUCACUCAACGUACCAUUCUGUCGACUUCCAGUGGAAGUUCAUCAAGGAGCGUGCCUCUGGGAGAUGAAUUCUUUGUCUCUGAUAAACUUCAGGCUAGGUUUGAGAAAGAAGAAGCAAAAAUCAAACGAAAAACACAUGAGUGGUUUGAUCCCAAUGAGCAUUACAGUCUUCGACAUCCAAGACCCUUCAAUCACGACUAUUUCUGGGAAAUACGUAACAUGGUUGAAGCUUCGCAAAACAAGAGAUGA